This is a messenger RNA of Pimephales promelas (fathead minnow), 1680 nucleotides long. NCBI's taxonomy places the organism in Eukaryota, Metazoa, Chordata, Actinopteri, Cypriniformes, Leuciscidae. The record is from RefSeq and is a predicted model, not a curated record.
ACAAAAAUAAUUUACUUUAAAAGUCUAUGGCAAACUAAGCUGAAUGAGAAGCCUUUAAUCUAAAAGUUUCCUAUUUCUUCACAAUGGCACAAACAAAAUCCUUCACUGGAUCUCUGUGAAAGGAAGGAAAUGCUAUGGGGUAAAUUCAGCAUGUAUCCCCUUGUUAUUAUAAAACACAACUGCCAUUCAGAGCAAAGCGGGUCUUUUCUGGUUCAUCAGUGUCUUUAACUGCUCAUCUAUGACCCUAUUGUCCAGAUCAGCAACCUGCCCUGAUAUAAAGCCACAAAUGACACACAAGCCCUUCAGAAAGGACAUCAGUACUCAAUAUGAAGCUGCUCAGCAUCAACAGCUCCAUGACUCUUCUAGUCUUUAUUAAUGCGGUAUAUUCAGCAGCUUUCAGAGAAGGACGCGAAGAUUUGUUAUGUUUCUUGAAUGAUGCAUUUGAAAUGAAUUUGCCUCCUAACCACACUGAACCAACACAGCUCUCAGAAAUGGAACUAGCAACAGAGAAGAUUCUGGAUCCUGCAUACCCGACAGAUCCGACUGCUGAUUUUUCCAUCACAACUCCAGAACCAAAUUUUGGACCUGCAGAUGUUGCUGAAGAGAAAUCAGUUGAGAGCAGCAACUCAGACAGCCGAUUAGCUGAAAGAGCAUCAGCAGAAGACAGCAGAGAGGGUGUCAACUGGAGGUUACAGCUGAGAACCGCACUUGCAGGUAAGCUUGUGUUUUUUAAAACUUCUAUCGGGUAUAUAUACUUCAUCACGGACACACACCUGUCAACAGACGCCCAUAAAGCAUUGCAGGAGCAUUAUGGGAACUCAGCAGAGAGUAUGAGUAUGGACAGGACUGACAUGGACACAGGCUUGACUGAGAGCUCCAACAAACAUAUCCAUAAAGCAACAGUGAUGGAGGACAUAAGUAGUCAGGAAAUGGACAGACCUGAGGAGAACGGGAGAAACCGGCCCACAAUGAUCCAGAAGUUAGAAAGACACAGUGCUGCGGACACAGACAGACAGAAUCUGGACUUUAUGAAAAAGAUUCAAGCCAUUUUUCAGAUUUCUGCCAGUAGAACAAACCUCAAAAACCAGGCUGGUAAACCACAUGAUGCUCAGGAGAGCCACAAAAGAGCAAUGGAGUUUGUGGACACCUCUGAGACCCCAGACCUUGAUGCUGGCAGUGAAGAACGUGCUGGUGGUGGUCAAGGAAGAUCUCAGAGACAAAUCUCAGGAAUCAAAGCAAAACUAAACUAUAAUGCUGCCUGGGCCACACUGGAUGACAGUAGGGAAUCAGUUGAUCUGAUGAUCCCAGGAUGCACAGAAACAUCUGUUGAACAUCCCAUGGAAGAGAACAACAGUCUGAAUGCCCCUAAUGUGGACCAAGAGAUUCAAAAGGACACAGUGAGGUAUCAGAACCAGCUGAGGAAAAUAUGUCCCACCAAGAUCGUACGAGCAUCCAACAACCCAAGAGCACAGCUGGAUUUAGAUAGUCCAGAAAGAGUGAACAGUGAAGUUUUGGACAGCAGUGAGAGGCUAGAAGUGGCAGGUCAUCUGUAGAGAAUCACUUAUUGUUGUAGAACAUGUACUUUUUACUUUUUUAUUUAGACUGUGAUUUUAAUGUGAGUUUGAUCUGAUAUCAUUUGCUUGUUUGUCAGUCAUUGCAUAAAUACACAAAUUAAUCAGA